This is a messenger RNA of Ramularia collo-cygni, 564 nucleotides long. RefSeq lists its product as uncharacterized. The record is from RefSeq and is a predicted model, not a curated record. Bases 1 to 564 code for a protein of 187 amino acids. Lineage: Eukaryota; Fungi; Ascomycota; Dothideomycetes; Mycosphaerellales; Mycosphaerellaceae. The transcript has 6 exons.
AUGUACUCGGAGCGGAAGGAAAGCCGUAGCUACGACAUGUGCGUCUUCGUUUCAUCUUGCCCGCCCUCGCCGCCGCGCCCUCGCCCGCGUCGCGAGAGCCAAACGGCCCGGGCUCUCCAGGAACACGUCUUCUACGCCGUGACCUUCCUAUCGCAGAUUCACCGAAGUAAUAACCCUCUCAACACCAAUAAGCUGCCAUCUCAUUACACCAUGGCGACAAAGAAGGAUAUGAGGCGGGAGGAUCUGAUCGUGCCCUAUACGGAGGCGGCAGCAGACAAGGAGGGCUCGUCGGACUUCAACAGCACAAUGACCAGCACUCUGCCAAUGGCCGCGAUUUUCACAAGAAACAAAUUGCUGGGUUGGACCGCCGUCCUUUUCGCCGUCCAGGGCUGGCUAUCAGAGACCGAGGCGCAGCGAGCUGCUGCAUCACAGCCCGGAUACUUCUCUGUUGGCAUGUCCUUGCUCUCUUUGUGCGUAGGCUACAUGCCUCUUUUCAUGCCACCAGUGGCGGGCAAGGUCGGCGGAGCAAGUGGAACGGAGGCGCCCGCAGCAGCUCCCCAAUAG